UUUCCAUGUUGGGUUUUUAAACUAGCGCCCAAGACUCCCAUUCACUCCUUGAAGGAGAGCGCUCCUUGUCCCAGAAUCGCCCAGAAUGCACCGCAUUGACGUAGCGUGGCCAACGUUUCCCAUUUCCUCAAAAGUAUAUCUGCCGUUGCGAAUGUUAGCGGCACAUCUAUCUGUAGGUUGAAUAUGGGUUUGCUGUCAAUCCUUCGAAAGCUAAAGAGCACACCUGAUCAGGAGGUUCGGAUCUUGUUGUUGGGUUUGGACAACGGAGGAAAGACCACGCUACUGAAACAACUGGCCUCUGAGGACAUCAGUCACAUCACUCCCACACAGGGCUUCAACAUAAAGAGUGUUCAGUCUCAGGGUUUUAAGCUGAAUGUGUGGGACAUCGGGGGACAGAGGAAGAUCAGGCCCUACUGGAGAAAUUACUUUGAGAACACUGAUGUGCUGAUUUACGUCAUCGACAGUGCGGACAGAAAAAGAUUUGAAGAGACGGGACAGGAGCUGGCUGAGCUAUUGGAUGAGGAGAAGCUGAGUGGGGUUCCAGUGCUGAUCUUUGCCAACAAGCAAGACCUGCUGACGGCUGCCCCAGCUUCUGAGAUUGCUGAGGGACUCAACCUGCACACUAUCCGGGACCGCGUCUGGCAGAUCCAGUCCUGCUCCGCCCUCACUGGAGAGGGUGUACAGGAUGGAAUGAACUGGGUCUGCAAGAGUGUCAAUGCUAAGAAGAAGUAGCACAGCUGUCUGCUUUCUCAUACACACACACACACCCUAAGCCUGUGGGAGGACGGGUUGUACUUGUGAAUGUACACACUAAACAUGGACUUGAAGAAAGUUUUUAACUGCCUUGCUGGUCAAUACACAUUGUUUACUAAACUACAUUUCUCGCGAGAACUACAACUUCCAUUGUUGCUCUUCAAAAUGGAGUAUUUGUAUUUGGGGGUACAAAGGGAAGGAAACCCAUGUCUUAUAUUAUAUUAUUAUAUAUUCCACUCCAAAGCAUAACAGGAGUGGCAAGGAGUGGAAUGAUAUCAAAACAGACUGUUACCCAGACUACCUCUCUCCCCCUCUCAUUCAAUCUUUCUUUCCUCUCUUUCCAUAUUUUUCUUAUUUGUACAGUUUGCUCAGUUUUUUAUUCCAUGCUCCAAGCUCUUUUCUCACUGCAGUUCUGUUGGAAGUAGGGUAUAUUUUUGUAAUUCUCUAUUUAUGGUGAAGUAGAGGGUAAUUUGCUUACAAAUAAUAGAUACGGUGUGUGGUUACUGGUUUACUAGGAUGACAGGGCAACAUUGUAUACUGUGCUUUACUCCCCUGUGAAAAGGUUACGUGUGUUAAUAUGUAGAUUUAAAAAACACACACACAAAAACACUAUAGGACAACUCUGAAAUGGCACUCUGUUCCCUAAAUAAUUAACUAGAGUAGACCACAGCCCAUAUGAGUAGAGCCCUAUCUAGUGAAUACUGUGCCAUUUUGGACAGAACCUAAUAAAUAAAAUAGAAAAAUACUACAUUUUUGAUGAUCAAUUGUAUAUAACUCGCCCCCAUGUUUUUUUAUUUUACCUUUAUUUAACUAGGCAAGUCAGUUAAGAACAAAUUAUUAUUUUCAGUGACGGCCUAGGAACAGUGGGUUAACUGCCUUGUUCAGGGCCAGAACGACAGAUUUUUACCUUGUCAGCUCGGGGUUUUGAUCUUGCAACCUUUCGGUUACAUGUCUAACACUCUAACCACUAGGCUACCUGCCACCCCUAUUCAUAUGUUAUGUGCAUGCAGUAGAGUAUAUAUUACACCUGUACUAUGUAAUCUAUUGUAUUUGCAUAUGUAGAUCAGUGGAGGCUGGUGGGAGGAGCUAUAGGAUAGACUGGAAUGGAAUAAUUGGAACGGUAUCAAACAUGGAAACCACAUGUUUGACUCUGUUCCGGUCAUUCCAUUCCAGUCAUUACAAUGAGCCUGUACUCCUAUAACUCCUCCCACCAGCCUCCAAUGGUGUUGAUAGAUUUGAACAGGGAUAAAUGACCUGUGUAUUUCUCAAGUGUUUCAUUGUCUUGGGUUUUAGAGGGCAUUUAAACAAGGCUCUUUCCUUUUAAUAUUCUUGAAUGUGAUCUGUCCAAGGAUUGAAGGUCUGUGAAUAAAAUGUGAUGGGGAAAAAUUGCAUUGUUUUCUGAGCUGGCUGUCGUGGUAGUAAAAAGAGGACCAGCCAACACACACACACACACAUUUCUGUGUGAUGAGCUAUGGAGGACACCACUUUACCUGUUCGCUGCCUAUACCCUUGAAUAUUUGCCAGUCUUUGUAAAGGGCUCUGGUGCGGGGUCUCUCCAUCUCCAAAACACUAGCGUCUCACACACACAGGUGGGGUCACAGACCAACCUCGCCUCACACAGGUGGGGUCAGCUGGUUUUGACAUUGAAAACGCUGUGUGUGUGUGUGUGUGGCAGCCUUCCGCCACAGUCGACUCCUACAGGCCUAUGUUUAACUACUAGUCAGACCACAGCUGUUCCGUGGUUGGUUCAGGCCUGCUGCACAUAGUUGUGAGGGUGUUGCAUCUGCUACAGGGGAGAAAACACUGGCCAUAAAACACUGACAUCCAGCUGUGUGCAUGUGAGAGAGCAAUGCAUUCUGAGGGCUUGUGGCUGUGGGACUAUAAAAGGUCUCUGUGCUUUUACAAAGACCCAUUGUAAAACACUUUCUCUCUCGAUUCCUACUUGGGCCAGGCACUAUCUGAAUAUAUAUAUGCUGCUAACUGUAUGUGACUUUGGCUCAAAGUGUCUGUUAAACUAGGUAUUUAUGCUCAGACGUUAAGAUCAAAGUGUAGAUGUCUUUAAAUCUCUGGGCACAGACCGAGAGGCUACGUCCCAAAUGCAUCCUAUUUCCUACACAGUGCACUUACAGCCAUUUGGGCCCUGGUCAAAAGUGGUGCACUACAUAGGUAAUAGGGUGUAAUUUGCUGCCCAUGUCCGUUAAUGUUGAUGAUGUGGUUGUUACUGACAAGAAGCACAUGGCUGAGCUCUUUAAUCAGCACUUCAUUAAGUCAGGAUUCCUAUUUGACUCAGCCAUGCCUCCUUGCCCGUCCAACAUUUACUAAUCUCUUCUAAUGCAACUUUAAAGGGGGAGAUCAAGCUGAUCCAAACUGUUACAGGCCUAUUUCUAUUUUGCCCUGUUUAUCAAAAGUGUUGGGAAAUCUUUCUUGCUGUCUAUAGUAUUCUCUCUGGUAGGCAAUCUGGUUUCUGCUCAGGUUAUGUAUGUCACUGCAACCUUAAAGUUCCUCAAUGAUGUCACCAUUGCCCUUGAUUCUAAGCAAUGUUGUGCUGCUAUUUUUAUUGACUUGACCAACGCUUUUGAUACGGUAGACCAUGCCAUUCUUGUGGGCCGGCUAAGGAGUAUUGGUGUCUCUGAGGGGUCUUUGGCCUGGUUUGCUAACUACCUCUCUCAAAGAGUGCAGUGUAUAAAGCCAGAACAUCUGCUGUCUCAGCCACUGCCUGUCACCAAGGGAGUACCCCAAGGCUCAAUCCUAGGCCCCCGCUCUUCUCAAUUUACAUCAACAACAUAGCUCAGGCAUUAAGAAGCCCUCUCAUCCAUUUAUAUGCAGAUGAUAGUCUUAUACUCAGCUGGCCCCUACCUGGAUGUUGUGUUAAACGCUCUACAACAAAGCUUUCUUCGUGUCCAACAAGCUUUCUCUGCCAUUAACCCUGUUCUGAACACCUCCAAAACAAAGGUUGUGGUUUGGUAAGAAGAAUACCCCUCUCCCCACAGGUGUGAUUACUACUUCUGAGGGUUUAGAGCUUGAGGUAGUCACCUCAUACAAGUACUUGGGAGUAUGGCUAGAUGGUACACUGUCCUUCUCUCAGCACAUAUCAAAGCUGCAAGCUGAAGUUAAAUCUAGAUUUGGUUUCCUCUAUUGUAAUCGCUCCUCUUUCACCCCAGCUGCCAAACUAACCCUGAUUCAGAUGACCAUACUACCCAUUCUAGAUAACAAAGAUGUAAUUUAUAAUUCGGCAGGUAAGGGUGCUCUCGAGUAGCUAGAUGUUCUU
Molecule: messenger RNA, 4021 nt
Organism: Oncorhynchus kisutch (coho salmon)
Lineage: Eukaryota; Metazoa; Chordata; Actinopteri; Salmoniformes; Salmonidae
Product: ADP-ribosylation factor-like protein 3
Exons: 6
Coding region: 184-732 (182 amino acids)
Molecular function (GO): GTP binding; GTPase activity
Source: RefSeq, a predicted model, not a curated record